Schistosoma curassoni is the source of this 1360-nucleotide messenger RNA. NCBI's taxonomy places the organism in Eukaryota, Metazoa, Platyhelminthes, Trematoda, Strigeidida, Schistosomatidae. The record is from the annotation of a GenBank genome assembly.
CGCUAAUAUGACAACAACGUGGUCAAAAUUAAUUUCCCGGGCCGAAAAGUUAAUUGGAGGUCCCUCACCAUAUAUUAAUUUAGGGAAUAUAUUAUCUUCUGAAGCUGGUUCUUUAGCAUCGCGAGCUCGACGACUGGCAGGAAAUGUUAACCAUCCAUUUUUCUCAACCGUGCGCUCAUGUCUUCGAGGCAGAUAUGUUAACAACUUAUUUUCUAUUUCCUCUGCUAUAUCAGAUCGUUUUUCAAAAUCUGUAACAUCUGAACGUCCCUCUGGUGGGCUGAUUAUACUUCUGGUUGGCCAGUCAUACGCUAGUCCCACAAACUCAACAAAAUUGUGUGGUCAACAUCGUAGUAUCUCGGAAAUAUUCGAGACUGUUCAUACUGCAGUAGCUAUUCAUAAAAGUUUAGUCAAUUUAAAUGAUUUGAAUCAAAACACCGAUGAUAAUGAAACAUGGUUGAAAAAUAUGGAAAUCUGCAAUAAAUUGGCAACCUUAUCUGGAGAUGUUCUACUUGCAUCUGUCUCUACCAGCUUGGCUGGAUUGCAUCACGCUAAUGUUGUCGGUGUUGUGUCCGAAGCAAUUGGAAAUAUGAUGGAGGCUGAAUUUCACGAGUUAGCUACCAAUUUAAAUGUAUCAAAUACCAAUAAUUACAAUCAUCAUGCUGAAAGUAGUAUUGAUGUCAAUUCAACUGUAACGUCUAAUGAAAUAUAUGACCUAUCGAAAGAAAAAUGGCUUUCUUUUGUACAAUUAUCACGUGGUGCUCUUUUGGGAAGUUGUUGCGAAGCUGCUUUAAUUCUUACCGAAAACCAUAUAUCUAAUCUGUCUAUUACACCAACAAAUAAAAUAUAUCCAGAUUGGGAUAAUUUUUUCUCCAUUGCAAAUCAUUUUGGAUCAACAUGGGCUUGUUUAAUACGGUUGACUGAAGAGAGGGAACAUAUUCAGCGUACUUGGUCUACCAAUCAAACCACUGAUGCAUAUUGGUGUAUAAAAAGGGAAAUGCAAUAUAUGAAAAACAAUAUGUAUGGGUAUCAAUCAGUUAUUCCAUCUUAUUCAGAAUAUGGUUUGAAUGAACCAACAUUUGCAGAUGCUCUGCUACUCUCUUUACCUUCAUCAAAAACGGAUUAUAAACUCAUCGAUAUUCUUGAUGAAGUUUUGUCAGAAUAUAAUAGAAUCGGACGUGAAUUAGCUCAGAAAUUACGUGAAUAUUUUAAUCAGAUUGUUUUCAAUGCAGAACAAUUCAAUAUUAUUAGUGAUAACAUUAAUUCUAUUCAUAUAAAAGACACUAGUAAUUGUUCACCUGGUAUACAGUUGUUAGGUGAAAUGGUAGACAAACUUAUCAGUGAUUGUAAUUGUUCUCCAUGA